UUAAUUUCUUCUUCAGGUUUUUUCAGUGUUGUUGAUACAGAUAAAGUGUCAGUGAUGGAGGGAGAUUCAGUCACUCUACACACUGAUGUUGAAACAAACCAACAAGGCAGAAUGAGGUGGUAUUUUAAUGGUAUUUACUUAGCUGAAAUAAGUAAAGAUAUCAGUGAGAUCUGUACAGAUGUUCAGUGUAAUAAAGGUACUGAGAGAUUCAGAGACAGACUGAAGCUGGAUCAUCAGACUGGAUCUCUGACCAUCACAAACAUCACAGCCACAGCGUCUGGACUUUAUCAACUACAGAUCAUCAGCAUCAGAAUCAGUCAAAAGAUAUUCAUUGUUGAUGUAGAUGGUGUUUCUGCUGCUGAACGAGAUAAAAUGAAGAGAAAGUCAGUGAAGGAGGGAGAAUCUGUCACUUUUUAUCCUGCUGUAAUAAAAAACCCAAAUGAUUUAAUGAAAUGGUAUUUUAAUGACACUCACAUCGCUGAAAUCAAUGGAAAUCUGAGUAAGAUCUGUACAGAUGUUCAGUGUAAAGAGAGAUUCAGAGACAGACUGAAGCUGGACAGUCAGACUGGAUCUCUGACCAUCACCAACACCAGAACCACAGACUCUGGACUUUAUAAACUGGAGAUUACCAGCUGCAGCAGCAACAUCAGUAUCAGUGUCAAUAAGAGCUUCAGUGCUACUGUCACUG
This is a messenger RNA of Sinocyclocheilus anshuiensis, 688 nucleotides long. RefSeq lists its product as uncharacterized. NCBI's taxonomy places the organism in Eukaryota, Metazoa, Chordata, Actinopteri, Cypriniformes, Cyprinidae. The record is from RefSeq and is a predicted model, not a curated record. The annotation marks the transcript as partial. The transcript has 2 exons.